AUGAUUGUUGCUGGACCUCAUAAUCUCUACACCCUUGCAGAGGGUGCUCCCCUCCCCAGAAACGAUACUAGCGUCCAAGUCCGCAACAAGCUGGGCGGCGGUCUCGUCCUUCUCCAAGAUACCCAAUUGAUUGAGACCCUUGCCCACUUCUCGCGCGAGCGAAUCCCCGAAAGAGUCGUCCAUGCCAAAGCAGCCGGCGCCCGAGGUUAUUUCCAAGUCACCCACGACAUCUCCGACAUCACUGAUGCAGAUUUUCUCAAUGGCAUUGGCAAGAAGACAGAGGUCUUGACUCGAAUCUCGACCGUCGGUCCCGAAGCUGGUUCCGCCGACACCAUUCGUGACUUCCAUGGCUGGGCUAUCAAGUUCAAGACUGCCGAAGGAAACCAUGACUGGGUCUUCAACAACCAGCCCGUCUUCUUCGUCCGAGACCCCAUCAAAUUCCCCUCCCUCAACCGUUCCCACAAGAGACAUCCUGCUACACACACUUCCGACGCAGACAUGUUCUGGGACUUCCACGUCGGGGCCCCUGAAACUGUACAUGCUUUGAUGUUCCUCUUCAGCGACCGGGGUACUCCCGCGUCUUUGCGCGCCAUCAACGGAUACAGUGGCCACACUUACAAGUUUACCAAGAAGGAUGGCUCCUUCCACUAUGUCAGAAUCCACAUCCACGCUGACGGCGGCGUCAAGAACCUGACGAACCAAGAGGCUGUCAGACUUGCCGGCGAGAGCCCCGACCAUUUGACCAAUGACCUGUUCAACGAGAUCGAGAAGGGCAACUAUCCCUCUUACACAGUGUCCAUUCAGACUAUCCACCCUGCCGAUGCGGCCUUGUGCCCGGUCAACAUCUUCGAUAUGACCAAGGUGUGGCCUCAUGAGCAAUACCCCCUCCGGCCCGUCGGCAAACUUGUCUUUGACACCAAUCCUACCAACUACUUCGCCGAGAUUGAGCAGGCCGCCUUCUCGCCAUCCAAUCUGGUCCCCGGUAUCGAGCCUAGUGCCGAUCCUAUGCUACAGGCUCGGAUGUUCGCAUAUCCCGACGCUGCCCGCUACCGACUGGGCGUCAAUUAUCAAAUGCUGCCCACCAACGCCGCCAAGGUGCCCAUCUACAUCCCCACCGAGCGGGAUGGCUUCAUGAACUUCACCACCAACUACGGCCCCGACCCGAACUACCUGAACAGCUCCAUCCAUCCCACGGGCUUCCACACCACCGGCGUUUCCGAAUACAAACCGACCGAGGAGUCGCUGAGUGGACCUGUCGUAUUUACCUCCGAAGUGACCGACGAGGACUUCAAGCAGCCGCGCGCCCUGUGGAACAAGGUCAUGGCCAAGGAGGAGGGCGCGCAGGAAGCCUUCAUCGCCAACAUCGCCGGCCACAUUGCUGGUGUCAAGAGGGACUGGUUGCGCGAAAAGGUCUUUGAUCUCUUCCGCCGCGUAGAUGAGUCGCUAGGCAAUCGCAUCGAGGAGGCUGUCAACAAGAUUGUCAAAGCAUGA
This is a messenger RNA of Fonsecaea multimorphosa CBS 102226, 1491 nucleotides long. RefSeq lists its product as uncharacterized. Gene Ontology annotation, molecular function: catalase activity; heme binding. The transcript has 2 exons. Gene Ontology annotation, cellular component: cytoplasm; mitochondrion; peroxisome. NCBI's taxonomy places the organism in Eukaryota, Fungi, Ascomycota, Eurotiomycetes, Chaetothyriales, Herpotrichiellaceae. The record is from RefSeq and is a predicted model, not a curated record. Gene Ontology annotation, biological process: response to hydrogen peroxide; hydrogen peroxide catabolic process. Bases 1 to 1491 code for a protein of 496 amino acids.